Messenger RNA from Rana temporaria (common frog), 1773 nucleotides. Its product is annotated as E3 ubiquitin-protein ligase TRIM39-like. The transcript has a single exon. The record is from RefSeq and is a predicted model, not a curated record. Gene Ontology annotation, molecular function: protein binding; zinc ion binding. NCBI's taxonomy places the organism in Eukaryota, Metazoa, Chordata, Amphibia, Anura, Ranidae. The coding region runs from base 31 to 1665 and encodes 544 amino acids.
CACUUUCGUUUCUUUCUUUUGCUGUCAACAAUGGCGUCUGCUGAUCUGAAAGCAGAGCUGGAAUGCUCCGUCUGUCUGAACAUUUAUGCAGAUCCUGUAAUGCUGAAGUGUGGACACAAUUUCUGCCAGGAAUGUAUUAAUUGUGUGCUGGAUACACAAGAACGGUCUGGUAGUUAUUCCUGCCCUGAAUGCAGACAGACGCAUCAAGAGCGGCCAGCAUUGCACAAGAACAUGAAGCUGCGUAACAUAGUGGAGAAUUUCUUAUCUUCUCAAUCAGUGCAGGAGGAAUCUGGGGUCUUCUGCUCCAUCCAUCAGAAAAUACUGGAAUAUUACUGCACAGACGAUGAUACCUGUGUCUGUGCUUCCUGCUGUCUCAUUGGAGAACACAAAGGUCAUAAGUUUGAGUCACUGACGGAGGCCUGUGGAAAGAAGAAAAAUAAAAUUAGGAAUGUUCUGCAGAAACUGCUGACAAAGAGAGAAAAGACAGAGGAAAGAGUCCACCGUUUGCAGGAACACAGGGGAAAAAUAGAGAAAACAGCAUCAGGUUACAAAAAGACAGUCACUGAUCUGUUCAGAGACCUCAGGAGACAGCUGAAAGUCCUGGAGGAAAGAAUAAUGAGUGAGAUUUCCAUGCCGGUCAACCAGUUGUCACACCCCAUUAUGGAUUUGAUCCAAGAGCUUGAAUUAAAAAAGAAAGAGCUGUCCAGGAAGGUGCAUCACAUUGAGGAGCUGUGUAACAUGAUGGAUCCACUGACUGUCCUACAGGAAUCAGAUAUCGGUGAUUUGUAUGAUACUGAGGAUGAUGAUAAUAAGGAAAGGGAGACACUUGAUAAACUCCUCCAUGAUGGAGAUCAUCCGACUAUGGCUAGGAUUUCACAGACAUUACAAACAGGUUUAUUUUCUAUAAUGUCUGAGGUAAAUGUGCAGAAACGUACAGGUACACAAUUGUAUUCCUAUUUUAGUACAGAGAACAAAGAUCACAUCAUUGCUACAAUGCCUUCCGGAGUCCCUCAACCAGCCUCAACCGUACAAGGCACACAUGACCAGCCUGGGAGCCCAAGUAUUCAGCCUGUCCUUAAAAUGUUGGGACCAUCGAAGGUUACAGACAUAAUACUGGAUGUAAACACAGCUGGGAAUGAUCUUUGUAUAUCAGAUAACAGAACAAUCGUGUCCUACUCAGUUUUUACCCAUAAAUAUCCAGAAAAAACGGGAAGAUUUCAGUCUGCUCAGGUGUUAAGCACUCAGAGUUUCUCCUCUGGGCAACAUUACUGGGAAGUGGAUGUGGAGAGGUCUAAGGUGUGGAGUGUUGGGAUGUGUUACCCCAGUAUAAACAGGAGUGGGUGUCACUCAGAGAUUGGAUGGAAUAAUAAGUCAUGGGGUUUGCAUAAAUCUUGGCUGAAUAACCAGUAUUCAGUGCUAUAUGAUAGGAAUUGGAUCCAGAUACCCGGAAAGGUCUCUAGUAAUAGAGUCAGGAUAUAUCUAGAUUAUGAAGCUGGGCAGAUCUCCUUCUAUGACCUGUGUGACUCGAUCCAGCACCUCCACACCUUCAAUGCCACCUUCACUGAGCCUCUCCACGCUGUAUUAUGGGUAGGGGGAGGUAGUGUAAAGAUAUGUAGGGGAAAUCAGAUAUGUGAGGAUUUGGACCAGUUAAUGAUAACAUCAUAGGUAAUGUGAUUGGUUUAUUAUUUAGCUUGUAUAACAGCCUCACUAUUUUGCUAAUUUCAUUCUGUCUAGCUGCGGUUUUCCUUUUUAAAAUAUAUGAUAUUAAUUCAA